AUGAACUCUAAAGAUGUUGAAAAUGGAGGAGCUCAAUCUUCUUCCACUUCUCAGGGUCCUUAUCAAGGUGUUGCAUCAGGAAUUUUCAAGAUAAAUACAGCUAUAAAUAGUUACGGGAGACUCGUAAACAGGGUUGGGACAGACAAAGACACUCCUGAUCAUAGUCAUAAGCUACGUAGUACCAAGCAGAGAAUUGGGCAGUUGGUGAAGGAGACUUUUGCUAACCUCAAAGCACGGACUGAUCCUGGAGCUCAUAGUGACGGCAUUAACCCAAAUACGAAAACAGAAGAUGCAAAGCUUGCAAUGGAUUUUCAGGCAACCUUGCAAAACUGUCAAAAAAUUCAAGGGCUUGCUAUUAUUGGGCGCGAGGCAAAUGAACAACUACGUCUUGGUGUGGAUCCACAAACUAGCACAUUCCUCGAAGAACAGACGAGCCAAGAGACGUUAAUGCUGGAGAAUGAGAUUAUUUUCAAUGAAGCCACAAUAGAGGAAAGAGACCAAUGUAUAAGAGACAUUCAUUCAGACAUUGUAGAAAUACAUGAUAUCUACAGAGACCUUGCUGUUUUAAUUCGUCAACAAGCUGUUGGUGAUAAUAUUGACUCCAUUGAUGCUGCUGCCAAAUCAACUUCUAAACUACAACUUGUCAAGGCUCGCAAGAGCGAGAGUGCUGGUCGUCGAGGUGCUGGUGGAUGCUGAUAAUUUUUGUACUGCUGCUGGUCGUUAUUCUUCUUUACGUUUUACUGUAGUGUGCUUUAGCAAAGCUGUCUUUCGUGCAUGGUUUGAUUGUGAUAUGUGAGUAGAAAAUCGAAGAACUACCUG
This is a messenger RNA of Papaver somniferum (opium poppy), 819 nucleotides long. RefSeq names its product syntaxin-22-like. The transcript has 6 exons. Gene Ontology annotation, molecular function: SNARE binding; SNAP receptor activity. NCBI's taxonomy places the organism in Eukaryota, Viridiplantae, Streptophyta, Magnoliopsida, Ranunculales, Papaveraceae. The coding region runs from base 1 to 696 and encodes 231 amino acids. Gene Ontology annotation, biological process: vesicle-mediated transport; vesicle fusion; intracellular protein transport. The record is from RefSeq and is a predicted model, not a curated record. Gene Ontology annotation, cellular component: membrane; endomembrane system; SNARE complex.